AUGGUUCGUUACGUGCCCCGUUUGGCUGACGGUCAGAAGGUGAAGUUGGCCUGGCCGUUGGCCCUUUUCCGAUUGAAUCACAUUUUCUGGCCCCUGGAUCCGAGUACGGGCAAGUGGGGACGAUAUCUGGAUAGGAUUCUGGCCGUCCUGGGAUGUCUCAUCUUUGUCCAGCACAACGAUGCGGAGUUGAGGUAUCUACGCUUGGAGGCUGGGAAUCGGAAUAUGGAUGAGUUUCUCACUGGAAUGCCUACCUAUUUGAUUCUGGUGGAGGCUCAGUUUCGAAGUUUGCAUAUUCUUUUGCACUUUGAACCGCUCCAGAAGUUCCUGCAUCGUUUUUACACUACUAUUUACAUAGAUCCUCGCAAGGAGCCGGAAAUGUUUCGUCAGGUCGAUGGGCAAAUGCUUAUCAAUCGUUUGGUUUCCGCCAUGUAUGGAGCAGUUAUCUCUGGCUACCUCAUUUCACCUGUCUUUUCGAUCAUCAACAAGAGGAAGGACUUUCUUUACUCGAUGAUAUUUCCUUUUGAUACGGAACCUUUGCAUAUUUUUGUGCCUUUGCUUCUGAGCAAUGUUUGGGUAGGCAUCAUCAUUGAUUCCAUGAUGUUUGGCGAGACUAGUUUACUCUGCGAACUGAUUGUCCAUCUGAAUGGCAGUUAUUUGCUAUUGAAGAGAGACUUGGAAUUGGCUAUACAAAAGAUAUUGGCUAAGAAAGAGGGUCCUUAUAUGGCCAAGCAGUUGAAGGAUUUGAUUAUACAAACUCUGCGUAAGAAUGUGGCUUUGAAUCAGUUUGGAGAACAGCUGGAAGCCCAAUAUACAGUGAGAGUUUUCAUAAUGUUUGCCUUUGCAGCGGGUCUGUUGUGUGCCCUGUCUUUUAAGGCCUAUACGAAUCCCAUGGCAAAUUACAUUUAUGCCAUUUGGUUUGGAGCUAAAACGGUGGAGCUGCUAUCCUUGGGACAAAUUGGUUCAAACUUGGCUUAUACGACAGAUUCCCUUAGCUCCAUGUACUAUCUAACCCAUUGGGAGCAGGUCCUGGAGCAUUCCACAGAUCCCCAGGAGAAUCUGCGUUUGCUGAAGCUUAUUAACCUGGCCAUUGAGAUGAAUAGCAAGCCAUUCUAUGUAACUGGCUUGAAAUAUUUUCGCGUGAGCCUGCAGGCCGGCUUGAAAAUAUUGCAGGCAUCCUUCUCGUACUUUACAUUUCUCACCUCAAUGCAACGUCGACAAAUGAGCAAUUAA
Molecule: messenger RNA, 1230 nt
Organism: Drosophila serrata
Lineage: Eukaryota; Metazoa; Arthropoda; Insecta; Diptera; Drosophilidae
Gene: Or35a
Product: Odorant receptor 35a
Biological process (GO): sensory perception of smell; detection of chemical stimulus involved in sensory perception of smell
Cellular component (GO): plasma membrane
Molecular function (GO): odorant binding; olfactory receptor activity
Source: RefSeq, a predicted model, not a curated record